CCCCUCCUCCUCUCCCCCUCUCGCUACACCCCCUCCUCCAGAUCCAACCACGUCCGUCGCCGUCGUCGCCAUGGUUGCCCUCGCCGGCGUGGCUACCCUCCUCCCCGAUGCCUAAGGACAUGUCCCUCCACCCCGCCGUGGUCUGCUUCAUCGCCUGGAACCACGAGACCAAGAUGGAGAGCCCCACAUCGUGGGGAUCGAGCUCUCCUUCGUCCUUCGGACAUCGUCAUUCGUUAAUGACUCCGGCGCUGUCGAUCCUCCCAGAGCCCGCCUUUGCACCCCUACGGGAUCUCAACCCCGAGACCGAUGUUGCCCGUGUGAUCGACUACGUCGACGAUGACCCCUCCUUGCCAGAGCAACCAGAUGACGGAUCCCAGGAGCCAGACGACGCCACUGAUGACUACUGCUACACCGAGGGUGCCUACUACUACGUGACGACCGCUGGCGACUUGGAGUAGUUAGGAGGCUCCCAGGCAGGAGGCCUUGCCAUUUCGAUCGAUGUUGCUUUUGUGCUAGCGUUCUUAAGGAAAACUUGUUUAACUCAUGUCUGUACUCAGAUAUUGUUGCUUUCGCUGAGUCUUGUGUAUUCGAGCUUAUGUAUUCGAGCCCUCGAGGCCCAUGGCUUGUAAUAUAAAGCUUGUAUUAUUUUAAUUUGUUUCUAGA
Molecule: messenger RNA, 663 nt
Organism: Triticum aestivum (bread wheat)
Lineage: Eukaryota; Viridiplantae; Streptophyta; Magnoliopsida; Poales; Poaceae
Exons: 3
Coding region: 108-458 (116 amino acids)
Source: RefSeq, a predicted model, not a curated record